Molecule: messenger RNA, 4338 nt
Organism: Carcharodon carcharias (great white shark)
Lineage: Eukaryota; Metazoa; Chordata; Chondrichthyes; Lamniformes; Lamnidae
Product: paladin-like
Exons: 20
Coding region: 276-2876 (866 amino acids)
Source: RefSeq, a predicted model, not a curated record
UGUGUGUGUGUUUAGAGAGAGGGAGAGAGAGAGCGAGCGGGUGACAGACACUGAGCACUGGGCUGCUUGUCCUGAUGAAUGUGACUGGACUUCACGAUGAUCAGCUCUCCAACUUUACAAACGUGCUGACUGUGGGACUGUAUCGAGAUGUUGCAAAGGCAGCGCCCUUUUUGCAUCUGAAAUCCUUCCAACGUGUCCAGUGCUGCUGAAGUGAGCUGUUAAAAAGGGAAUUGAAUGUUUGCUUGCGAAACCACUGGCUCAGCUGUUUGUGGAUUAUGGGGACAACUGCCAGUGCCGCUCAGCAAGCGGUAUCAAUCGGGCAACCCAGCGAUAACGGCCAGAGCAACGGGACCACAGACAGCCGGCGGUCAAUCAGUGUCAACUCCUUCCAGACCCUCAGCAUUCACAACAAGGCCAAAUCCAUCAUCACCAACAAAGUGGCACCAGUGUUGAUCACGUAUAAUUGUAAAGAAGAGUUUCAGAUUCACGAUGAUUUGUUAAAAGCGAAUUAUACAAUUGGGAGAAUUUCGGAUAACUUGCCGGAACACUAUCUUGUCCAGGGGAAAUAUUUUAUGGUCUGUGAUAUCUACAGUAAGUUAGACGUCUUGAACACUACCGGCAGCUAUGGAGUACCCAACUUCAGGCAGGCCAAAGGAAGUUAUCCAGUGUUUGGAAUGGGACAACCCAGUCUUAAUGGUUUUAAACAGGUUCUCCAAGUCUUUCAGCAGGAAGGUUAUGAGGAAAUUCUGUUUUACUGCAUUCGUGAGGAGCCUGUGGUUUUCCUGCAUGUGGAUAACGACUUUAUUCCAUACACUCCCAGGAGCAAAGAAAAUCUUCAUGAGAACCUUCACGACUUGGGGAGAGACGUGAAAGUGGAAAAACUAGAGCUGACCAUCAGGAAGGAGCUUUAUAACUUUGCUCAGUUGAACGAAAAUAUCAAUUAUGUCUAUAAUGACAUAGAACACUUUAAGGAUGAGCCUCGGACUAUUUGUAUUUGCAGUGAAGAGGACAUCCAUGUAACAGAAGAGGUUUACAAAAGACCUUUCUUCACCAAGCCUUCUUACAGGUAUCACCGGUUACCUCUGUCUGUGGAUGGGUUACCGCUACAGUCACAGCUAGAUGCUUUUAUUAACUCGCUCAGGGAGACCCCAAAUCUCAUACUACUUCAGGAUCCCAAAAGACCCCCUCCUGCAUUAGUCUUCAGCUGUCAAAUAGGAGUUGGCAGGACAAAUUUGGCGAUGAUUCUGGGAACCCUUGUGAUGUGCCACAGGAAGGGUUUCCCUGAAAAAUGGGGAACCGAUCAGAACACCAGCAUUAAAAAGAGGGAGCAAUUGCAGGUUAUCCAGAACUUUGUCAAGGCCCUGACAAAGGGACAACAGAUUGUGGAAGAGGUGGAUAUAGCCAUAGCGCUCUGCUCUGAAAUGCAUGACAUUAAAGAAGCCAUUUUUGAAUACAAGCAGAAGAUGGAGAGCAUUGGGGAGAAUGACCAGGUUCAGGGCAACAGCACCAAAGAAUAUUUUCUCCAAAGAGUACUACAGAGCACAGAGUGCUAUUUCUAUCUCGUCGCUUUUAACUACUAUCUGCACGAACAGUACCCCUUGGCCUUUUCACUUAGCUUCAGCAGGUGGAUGUGCAGGCAUCCCUGGAUGUACAGACUCUUGGCUGGAAUGAAUGUGUCAGAGCUCACAGCCCCUUGCGACUUAGUAACAAAAGGAAUCAGAGUGUUGGUUGCAGAUGAAGCACUGGAUGUGCUCAGCACAGUGAGAGAAAUGAAAGUGGCCAACUUCAGACGGGUUCCAAAGUUGCCAAUCUAUGGCAUGGCUCAGCCCAGCUCAGAGGCAUGUGGCUCAGUCCUGAUGUACCUGACUGACGAGAAGAGGAAGUACAGCGACAUCCUGUGGGUGACCUUGAGAGAGGAGGUGGUGCUGGAUGGGAAUGGACAAGUGUACACCCCCCGGGAACCAAGCUGUUUGGAGCAGCCCAUCAGUGUGCCCACCGACUCACCAGACCAACUAGAGAGACUGGAGAGUGGCGUUAAAAAUGAGAUCCUGGCCUCACAGAAAUUGCUGGAAGUGUAUCAGGAGCAGGAGAAGCAGAUGAAGCUGUUUAAAAGUUGCCUCACCAUGCAGGAAAUUGUCAACCAACUCAAGAGUUCCCACCAGGGCCUGCUUUACCGGCGGGUCCCAAUCCCUGACUGUGGUGCUCCAAGAGAAAAGGACUUUGAUAGGCUAAUGGAAGCCAUGAAAAUGGUUUUGGCAGAAGAUACCCGCUCAGCAAUUGUAUUUAACUGUCAUAAUGGAAAAGGAAGAACAACGACUGCCAUGGUGAUAUCAGUCCUAAUCUUCUGGCACUUCAAGGGUAUUCCUGAAUGCGGUGAGGAUGAACUUGUGAGUGUGCCGGAUGCCAAGUACACCAAAGGAGAGUUUGAGAUUGUGAUGCAAAUUAUUCACCUCCUGCCUGAUGGGCAUAAAAUGAAAAAGGAAGUGGACCUGGCUUUGGAUACAGUGAGCGAGACCAUGACGCCUAUGCAUUAUCAUCUGAGAGAAAUCAUUAUCUGCACUUACAGACAGAUAAAAACAGCGAAAACAGAGAAGGAGAUGCAGAUGUUGCAGUUGCGGAGUCUGCAGUACCUGGAACGAUACAUUUACCUCAUCCUCUUCAAUACCUACUUGCAUUUGGAAAAGAAAGAUUCCUGGCAAAGACCCUUCAGUGUUUGGAUGUAUGAGGUUGCAGCCAGGGCUGGAAUUUAUGAAAUCCUGAAUCAUCUGGGGUUCCUUGAAUUUGAAGACCCAGAGGACUCACCACUUUCUAGACUAUGUUACCGCUGGCUGCAGCAAAGUACGAACACACUUCCCUUCCGAGGAGAGUUUGUUUAAUUUUUAUUUGUUAUAUUAGCUGCCGGAUGACUGCUGUUAGCCAGCGGUUGUACAGCUUUGACUUUUCUAAGUCUUUGGAACAGUUUGUUAUUCUGCUAGAAUGUACAUAGAACACAGAAAAAGUAGUGGCAAAUUGAAUCAAAACAAGUGGGAUGACUGUAGAGAGACAGCAGGACAGUAGGAUCAGUUUUGGGUUGCUCUAACAAAGAGCUGGCAUAGAUACAAUGGGCCGAAUGGCCCUCGGUAUUGUAAAUACAUCUAUGGCUUUGUGUGAAAAGGCCAAGUUGUUGCUGAGUACUUUUGAAUACAUGUGCCAUGAAAGUUAGCAGAAAGGCCCCUUCAAUCAAAAAGAAAGUGAACGAGACUUAGGCUGGGAUUUUUUGACCCUGUAGUGGCAGGAACUGCCGUGGGGGAUGUGGCAGCCCAGCUAAAAGGCCAUUGGCUUAUGGUGGGACUGGACGAUCCCGGCGGCGGGCGGGGCUGAAAAAUCCCGCCUUUAGGCAUCCUACCGAGACCUGCGGUGAUUUGAGAGCUUGCAAUAAUCUACCUUAUAGCCAAUUUCAACUGUAGUGAGACAUCAGCAUUAGGCACUGUAAUGCCUUCACAGAAGUGAACGUUAUUACAGAAUGUUAACUAGACGAAAUAUGGGGUGCAGGUAUUCAACAGCAUGGUUGCAGUAUAUAUAGAAUAUAAUGGUGAGACACCGAAUAGGAAAACAGCCAUUGUGCCAUUAGAACCUUUCACUCACUUUGAUUAUUUCUUCAGCGGCCCACUGUUGUAUAUCCUCUGUCUCUUUACUUUAUAGAAUUGCUGUGCGAAUAUACUGUAGAGCAUAUGUUAAAUUUAAAAUAAGUCAAAAUGCAUUAUGCCAUUUCAUGUGGUCGUUUGGCAUUUUUGGAUCUUGCACGUCAUGUCAAACUCAAGAGCACUUCCCCUGUAUAUUAAAUGUGCUCCCAUUAAUUUCUGUUGAAAUACCCUGGGUUCGCUUGGCACAAGAAAUAACUGAAGUCAAAUGGAUUGGUUAAAUUUUUCUAUUUAGAUCCCAAGUGCACUAUCUUCCUUUCCAAUUAACUCCGCUGAGUUCCGAGGCUGUUUUGGUAUAUCUGACACGGUUUUGUGUUUUUGCUAUUAAACGCAAGAUUGUUAUCAAAAAAACAAUGCAAAGCUUAUCUCUUUUGUGCCUUUUCAAGUGGAGAAAGACUGUUAAAGCAGUCUCCGUUUGGGCUUUUGCUGAGUAUAUAUUUUAAUCAAAGUAUUUUCGACAAUUGCAAAUAUUUUUGUAAUUAAUACAAUAUAGGACUUUGUAAACACUGCAUGAGAUAGAUACUGUGGCUCAUUUCAAACGAAAGGACUGUCCACCUGAGUGUCCUUAUUGAGGACAAAAGCUCGUUUAAUCAGGCAGUUAUUGAAGGUUUUGUUGAUGCUGAAAAGUCUUUGUAAAUAAAAGGAAUAUUUGUCUUUU